AUGGCUCGUACCAAGCAAACGGCUCGUAAAUCUACAGGAGGUAAAGCACCUCGAAAACAAUUGGCCACUAAGGCGGCUCGUAAGAGCGCACCGGCUACCGGUGGUGUUAAAAAACCACAUCGUUACAGGCCUGGUACGGUGGCUCUUCGAGAAAUUCGUCGUUACCAAAAGAGUACCGAAUUGUUGAUUAGAAAAUUACCUUUCCAACGGUUAGUGCGUGAAAUUGCCCAAGAUUUUAAAACCGACCUGAGAUUCCAGAGCUCGGCAGUUAUGGCACUCCAAGAAGCCAGCGAGGCCUACUUGGUAGGUUUAUUCGAAGACACGAAUUUGUGUGCCAUUCAUGCAAAACGUGUCACAAUUAUGCCCAAGGACAUACAAUUGGCAAGAAGAAUUCGUGGCGAACGUGCUUAA
This is a messenger RNA of Psylliodes chrysocephalus, 411 nucleotides long. Lineage: Eukaryota; Metazoa; Arthropoda; Insecta; Coleoptera; Chrysomelidae. The record is from the annotation of a GenBank genome assembly.